CGGCUGAGUUUGUGUGUCCCGGUCUGAUGUUAGAAUCUUCAGCCAUCUUGACCUCAACUGGCCAAUCGGCUUUCCUCUUCUGGGCCAGCGAUCCAAUCAGAACACAGAAGAACGUCACAAAGACGACUGUGUCACCAGGUGUCGCCGCAGCUCAGCCGCUCAUCAGAAAACUUUUCCUGCUUCACCCUGCGUAUCCCAGAAUCCUCCUGGAGCUCCACAGCACCACGGACACGGCGGUCACCUCUGCAGUGAGUUACCACGGAAACCAGAAAGACGCUUUCUACAUCACCGUGUCGUCUCGGCCCACGCCCGGCUCGGAGCCCGGCGCUCAGAUCGUCAAGAGCUUGGGCCUCAGAGCCGCCGUCGCCAAAGGACAAAUCGUCAGGUUAGGAGAGAGCGGCAAGCCGGGAGACGCCGUCAAACCCGGAGCGUACGAGGUCAACAAGUUCUUCAGGCGUCUGACCUUCAGACAGCAGUUAUGAGCCAGCACUGCCACCACGGUACAACUGGAAGGACCCGAGUGGGAUAGAAACGGACUGAAGUGGGAGAUUUCUCUGCACUAAGGACACUCAGGGUCGGAUUCACUAAGACUGGAUGUCGGCCGCUCUUAUCUUUAUUAUUUGUUCAUCAUGUUCUCCCUCUAUCGGCUCCGUCUCAAGGUCCGACUCACUAAGCAUAGACCUCUGAUGAUAUUCAAAAAGUGUUGCUUUUGUUUAGUCUGAAUGUGAAGAGAAACUAUCUGCACCUUUCCUUUGAUGGAGCUGCUCUCUGAUGGAGCUGCUCUCUGAUGGAGCUGCUCUCUGAUGGAGCUGCUCUCUG
Labrus bergylta (ballan wrasse) is the source of this 819-nucleotide messenger RNA. Lineage: Eukaryota; Metazoa; Chordata; Actinopteri; Labriformes; Labridae. The record is from RefSeq and is a predicted model, not a curated record.